Messenger RNA from Salvia hispanica, 2663 nucleotides. Its product is annotated as Subtilase family protein. Gene Ontology annotation, biological process: proteolysis. NCBI's taxonomy places the organism in Eukaryota, Viridiplantae, Streptophyta, Magnoliopsida, Lamiales, Lamiaceae. The record is from RefSeq and is a predicted model, not a curated record. Gene Ontology annotation, molecular function: serine-type endopeptidase activity.
CUCAGACCCUCUCCAUUUUUCACACACAGUGAAAUACAUACACUCUCUCUAUCUCUACAUAUAAAACAUAUCUGUAGAAAGAGAUAAAACAGAGAGAGAAGAUAUCUCGAAGCUUUUCCAAAAAUGGCGACGCGCUUAGCAAUCUGCCUCUGCGCAAUUGCCGUUUUCCAGUCAUGCCUCGUUGCCGUUACGAGCAAGCAGACCUACAUUGUGCAGAUGAAGCACCACCUCAAGCCGGCGGACUACGCCACACAUUCAGACUGGUACUCCGGCCACCUGCAGGCGCUCACCUCCGCCGAAUCCGCCGCCGAUUCCAUCCUCUACACCUACGACGCCGCCUACCACGGCUUCGCCGCCGCGCUCUCGCCGGAGGAGGCGGAAUCGCUGCGGCAAUCGGACGCGGUGGUCGGAGUGUACGAGGACACGGUUUACUCGCUCCACACCACCCGCACGCCGGAGUUCCUCGGCCUCGAGGCGGUGGACGGGAAGUGGGCGGGGCACGGCCUCGAGGAGCUCAACCAGGCGUCGCAGGACGUCAUCGUCGGCGUCCUGGAUACUGGAAUUUGGCCGGAGUCGAAGUCGUUUGCCGACGCAGGGAUGACGGAUGUCCCCGCGCGGUGGCGCGGCGAGUGCGAGGCGGCGGCGGAUUUUAAUCCGAAGAUCCAUUGCAAUAAGAAGCUGAUCGGCGCGAGAUUCUUCUCGAGAGGCUACAAUAUGAUGGCGGCGGCCGGCGGGAAGAAGGAAUCGAAGUCGCCGCGGGAUGACGACGGCCACGGCACUCACACCGCCAGCACCGCCGCUGGAUCUCUCGUCGGAAACGCCAGCUUGUUAGGGUACGCCAGCGGCAAUGCUCGCGGUAUGGCGCCGCACGCGAGGGUGGCUGCUUACCGCGUGUGCUGGUCUUCGGGUUGUCUCGGUUCGGAUAUCCUCGCAGCGAUGGACCGAGCGAUCCAGGACGGAGUCGACGUGUUGUCUCUAUCCCUCGGAGGCGGAUCCGCGCCGUAUUCACGCGACACCAUCGCCAUUGGCGCGUUCGCGGCGAUGGAGAAGGGGAUUUUCGUGUCCUGCUCAGCCGGGAACAGCGGUCCGGCUAAGGCUUCCUUGGCUAAUGUCGCUCCGUGGAUAAUGACGGUCGGAGCUGGCACGAUUGAUCGGGACUUUCCUGCUUACGCCACCUUAGGCGAUGGCCGGAAAUUCACCGGUGUAUCGCUGUACAGCGGCCGUGGAAUGGGGAGCAAGUUGGUUGAGUUGGUUUACAACAAGGGGACUAACUCCUCCGCUAAUUUAUGUAUGGCCGGCUCGCUCGAUCCGACCGCGGUGCGCGGGAAGGUGGUGGUGUGCGACCGGGGGAUCAGCGCGAGGGUCGACAAGGGCGCGGUGGUGAAGGAGGCCGGCGGAAUCGGGAUGAUUCUGGCAAACACGGCCGCGAGCGGGGAGGAGCUGGUGGCGGACAGCCACCUCCUCCCGGCCGUGGCCGUCGGGAAGAAGAUGGGCGACGUGAUCCGGCAGUACGUGAAAACCGCGAAAAAUCCGACGGCCGCGCUGAGCUUCGGCGGCACCGUGCUGAACGUGAAGCCCUCCCCGGUGGUGGCGGCGUUCAGCUCCCGCGGCCCGAACAUGGUCACGCCCCAGAUCCUGAAGCCUGACGUGAUCGGGCCGGGCGUGAACAUACUUGCCGCGUGGUCCGGGGCAGUGGGCCCCACCGGCCUCGAGAAGGACACUAGGAAGACCCAGUUCAACAUCAUGUCUGGCACAUCCAUGUCCUGCCCUCACAUAAGCGGCUUGGCCGCCCUGCUCAAGGCUGCGCACCCGGCGUGGAGCCCGAGCGCGAUCAAGUCGGCCCUGAUGACGACGGCGUACACGGUCGACAACUCGAACUCGCCCCUCCGCGACGCUGCCGACUACUCGCUCUCCACGCCGUUGGCGCACGGUGCCGGCCACGUCGACCCUCAGAAGGCGCUCUCGCCCGGGCUCGUGUACGAUGCUUCCCCCGAUGAUUACGUUGCGUUCCUGUGCUCGCUGGGGUACACGGUCGAGAUGGUGCAGGUGGUUGCGAAGCGCCCGAACGUGACGUGCGCGAGGAAGUUCCGGGACCCUGGGCAGCUCAACUACCCGUCGUUCUCCGUGCUGUUCGGGAAGUCUAGGGUUGUGCGGUAUACUCGCGAGCUGACUAACGUGGAUGUGUCCGGGUCCGUGUACAAGGUCGCUGUCGAGGCGCCGAAGAACGUGGUGGUCACCGUGAAGCCCGCGACGCUCGCCUUCAAGAAGGUGGGCGACAAGCUACGCUACACGGUGACCUUUGUCUCGGCCAAGGGGGCGGGGGCUUCGAGGAAUGAGUUCGGCUCGAUCACUUGGAAGAACGAGCAGCAUCAAGUGCGGAGCCCCUUUUCCUACUCGUGGACGCGGGUCUGAGAAUGUUGUCGUCCCCAACGACGAUGCUCGGAUUCCCAGGAUCGGAUCGGCCAAUCAUCCUUAGUGGUAUCGAAAAACAAGUGUUGUCGGAAAAAAAAGGAAAAGAAGAAGAAGAGAUGGUAGAUGGAUGAUGCGGCGGUUUGGGAUGCUGAUUUCGUCUGUUAAUGUUGCCUUUGGCAGAAGCUGCCUUUGUUUUAUGGGAUUAUAACUAUGUUCCAAUAUAAUUUAAUUAAGCUUAAGUCAUAAAACCA